ACUAUCUUUCACAACGCAUUCAAAUUCCAAAUUAAAAUCAAAGCUCUGUCUUACUCUUUCUUCACUCUUCUCUUUUUUUAUGAUCGAUUCAUCCCUAACACCCCCAUGGUAGAUAGUGGUUUUGGUGGUGGUCGUGAUUCUGGGAUGAGCUUGGAGACUGUGAAUUCUGCACAGAGAACGUCCAUGAGCAGUGACAGCAUCUGUAGCACCAGCUUCAGCCGUCUCUCCUUCGACCUCCUACCUACCUCACCGGAGAGCCUCUCCAUCAAGCCACACCGCUCCUCUGACUUUGCAUACUCCGCCAUCCGCUCCGCCACCUUCCGCCGCAAGUCUGGUCUCACCUUCCGCGACUUUCACCUCCUCCGCCGUAUAGGCGCUGGUGACAUCGGCACCGUCUACCUCUGCCGCCUCCGUGACUCAGCCGCCGCCUCCGAUGAGUUCCCCUCCGGUGAGUACGACAACUCCAACAGCAACGGCGACGAUGAACCCGCCGGGUGCUUCUACGCGAUGAAGGUGGUGGACAAAGAGGCGGUGGCGAUGAAGAACAAGUCGCAGAGGGCCGAAAUGGAGAGGAAGAUUCUAAAGAUGUUGGACCAUCCGUUCCUUCCUACCCUAUAUGCGGAGUUUGAAGCGUCUCAUUUUUCUUGCAUUGUGAUGGAGUUUUGUCCCGGCGGCGACCUCCACUCCCUCCGCUACAAGCAACCACAAAAACGGUUCCCUCUCUCCUCCGCAAGGUUUUACGCUGCGGAGGUACUGGUUGCUUUGGAAUACCUGCACAUGCUUGGAAUCAUCUACAGGGAUCUAAAGCCCGAAAACGUGUUGGUCAGAUCAGACGGUCACAUCAUGCUCUCCGAUUUCGAUCUCUCCCUUUGUUCCGAUGCAAUCCCAGCUGUUGAAUCCUCUGACUAUUCCCCUGACUCAGAAAAUACAUUCCCCCUACCAUACACAAACACACGCACUUACUCAGCAACGCCACUAUUCUCCUGUCUCUCUAACCGCGUCUUCCGAUCCAGGAAAGUUCAGACGCUCAACCCCAAGCGCCUCUUCGUGGCAGAGCCCGUCGGAGCACGCUCCUGCUCCUUCGUCGGAACUCACGAGUACGUGUCGCCAGAGGUUGCCUCCGGGAACUCCCACGGAAAUGCCGUUGACUGGUGGUCUUUCGGGAUAUUCGUAUACGAGCUCGUGUAUGGUCGCACGCCGUUUGCUGGUCCAUCCAACGAUGUGACACUGCGCAACAUCAUAAAGAAGCCGUUGGCGUUUCCCACAGCCACGCCCUGUAGCACGCUUGAGCACCACGCCCGGGACCUCAUAAGUGGCUUGCUCCACAAGGACCCCACUCGAAGACUCGGGUCCAGGCGGGGCGCUGCUGACGUCAAAAAGCACCCCUUCUUCAGCGGGAUCAACCUGGCGCUCAUCAGGAUGCUCACUCCGCCGGAGAUUCCCUAUCUCAGGAGGCAAAAAACGAUGCCUUCUUCGUUGCUCUCUACUACUACUAAAGGUCACAACACCAUAAUGAGUAAUAAGCAGCUGCAAACAACGGCGUCGUUUGAUUGCUUUUGAAAGAGAAAAGUGAGAGAAAAUAUUCCGACGAUGGCCGAGUUUUGCGCCACGUGUUAAGUCGGUGACCCCUCAGGUUUUAUAGCUGGUGGGGUGACGUAUGUGUAUAUUAAGUUGUCUUUUUUUUUUUUCCUUUUUGUAUC
Molecule: messenger RNA, 1700 nt
Organism: Arachis stenosperma
Lineage: Eukaryota; Viridiplantae; Streptophyta; Magnoliopsida; Fabales; Fabaceae
Product: protein kinase PINOID-like
Exons: 2
Coding region: 106-1560 (484 amino acids)
Biological process (GO): protein phosphorylation
Cellular component (GO): nucleus; plasma membrane; cytoplasm
Molecular function (GO): protein serine/threonine kinase activity; ATP binding
Source: RefSeq, a predicted model, not a curated record